Molecule: messenger RNA, 2259 nt
Organism: Aspergillus nidulans FGSC A4
Lineage: Eukaryota; Fungi; Ascomycota; Eurotiomycetes; Eurotiales; Aspergillaceae
Exons: 4
Coding region: 1-2259 (752 amino acids)
Biological process (GO): regulation of transcription by RNA polymerase II; DNA-templated transcription
Cellular component (GO): nucleus
Molecular function (GO): DNA-binding transcription factor activity, RNA polymerase II-specific; DNA binding; zinc ion binding
Source: RefSeq, a predicted model, not a curated record
AUGAACGAUCCCUGUUUGAAGUGUAGGAGCACAUUUGUUCGCAGAGACCUUUUGCUUCGACAUGACCGCACUGUCCAUGCCAAAGACGGCGGCGUUCCCCUCGUCUCCGAGGGCCGUCGCCGUGGAGGGGGCGUCCGCAAGGCUUCUUCCCCAGCACCUUCUAAGCCUUCUGUCACAAUUGAUCCUACCACUCUGGAACAAAUCGAGGCAAGCAGCGAUGGUAUGGUCGACCUUGAAACAGCAGCCAUGUUGAUGACAGAUUUCCAACAUAAGGCUGCAGCAGCUGCCACCGGCCAGGUUCACGAUCGUGCCGAAUCCGACCGUUCUUUCUCCCCUGGACGCGGUUCGCUCCUCGAGCCACCUGUUUCGUAUCUAUCCGGCAAUGCGACAUUGCCGCAAAUGCCGUGGGAUUCGUUGGUUUCGCCGACCGAAUCGAAACAUCACCUGUCUCCGUUUGUAUCCCAGGAUGCUGCUUCAGAGUCUCACGGACUCAUGGACCGUCAUGUGACCGACUCGAUGGCGCCGUCGCUGCACUCGCUGGUCAACUCUUUGCCAGUUUCAGGCAAUUCCACUCCGAACGCGUUGUCUCCAUACCCAUCAAUGACUGGGCCUGUCAGCCCCGUUAACUACAGGCGAUCCCCGGGUCCCAGCCAGGCUCUGACUCUGCCGAAGGCACCUCAAAUUGCCAACGAUCUAGAGCGCAACCAGAUUGUGGAACGCAUUCGUCUUGCUGACUCGCUUGGUGUGCUUCCUGAGUCGUUCCAACUCCCAACGACAGCCGCUUUGAACAAGUAUUUGACUACCUAUUUCAACUUGUAUCAUCACCACCUUCCCUUCCUGCAUCAGGAGUCGUUCAAACCCACUACGGCCUCAUCGCCUCUUUUGCUAGCAGUCCUCUCCAUUGGAGCUCUUUACACAUUCGAGCGGCAGCAUGCAUUCAUGCUUCAUGUUGGUUCUAAAAUGCUUGUCAACCAGUUCCUUCAACACAAGGACAACUUUGACUCGAGAAAGUGUCCUUUGUGGGCGAUGCAGAGCACUCUGUUGAACAUGAUCUUUGAGAGCUGGAGUGGUGACCCGAAGGGUCUAGAAUGGACUUGCUCAAUCAAGAGUCUUCUUGCCAAUAUGGUCGCCGGGAACCGAUACCAGCUCAAGCUCCGCACUGAAGCUCGUGAAGGACGGCAACCAACCAGGGAGGAGUGGAUUGAGGAUGAAUCUUGCCGCCGUACUUACUACGCUGUUUACAUUUUCUUCGGCAUGCUUACCUUGACCUUCAACCACACUCCCGCAAUGAGCUUUGAUGAAUUUGAUAACCUGGAGCUGCCCUCGUCUGAAUCCAUGUGGAAUCUAGACGUCAAUGAUGAUGAGGCAUGGCGCCGAAACUUGGCUUCAUCUACGACAAUGACUGUUCGCGAGGCCCAUGACUGCCUCUUUCAAGGCGAUCAAACCCGGUACAGCGCGUUCGCAACCCGUGUCCUCAUCAACGCCCUGUUUCUGCAGGUGUGGAACCACAAGAGAAGUUUCGAAGCUCUUCAGGAUGUGGUCACAGAAUACAAGCUCCGCCUCGCACUGGAGACUUGGGAGAACUCGCUGGAGGUUUGCGAGCCGGAAACAAUUGUCGUUCCUCUCAGCACUCCUCAAAACGGACAUCCACUCAUCUUUAACUCGAUGGCUGUUUACCGCAACACUCGUGCCCGCCUUGAGGUUGACCUGAAGUCCAUCCAGGAAGCUCUGCGCUAUCACUCUUCCUACGAAGUUGCGGCUGCGAUGACCGUCGCCCGCGAGAAGGUCAAGCGAUCGCAAGAGAUGAACAAGGUUAUUCAGUCGUGCUUUGAGUGCAUUGAGAUUGCCGCCAUCCAAGGAAUUAACUGGGUUGCCAAAACUUCGGCCACCAACUGGAGUGUCGAACACCCGCUCUGCGGGUUGGAUCUGAUGGUAAUUCUCAGCCUCUGGCUUUAUCGCCUGGAACAUGACGAGGAGCCUGCCUCCGAGGCAGAAAUGGCCAUUUACAACAAGGUCCGGAAUUUGUUUGACGAUGAUGCUGUCGACUCGUGUGGUAAACUCAGCUCCACCGUUGCCCGUGUAUGGGGUAACAUCCUAGACGGUGUGGUGGUUUGGGGAAUUACCAAGCUUAUGGGCGAGUCAUUCAAACUUCACUCCCAGGCUUUGGUUGGCUACGAGGACUCUCUACGAGUUGCCAAAGACCAGCCAAUCCAUGCUGUGCCAACGAAGUCGCUUGCGAGUGUGGGCACCGCAUACUAG